UCUUAAUUGAAUGUGUUUCAAAAACAAUCAAAAUGAAGUAUUCUAAAAUUUUAGUAGUUUUGGUUUUAGCAUAUUUUUCGGUAAGUUUAUUAUUACAAUAUAGGCCAUAUAAAUCUUUAACUCAUAUAAGUCUUUAUAUCAAAUGUUAUUAUGCGUUAGUUUUUUUUCCAUAGUUACUAAUUAUACAAGAACCUACCUAUUAAUUUAUACAAUAUUAUGUUUAGGAAAAUGUAUCAGCUCAAAAAAGAUUUUAUCAAAUUACAAAACUUCCAAAUACUGUAAUAAUCAACGAACAUAAAAAAAUACAUGAAAUAAAUUUACAAGUAAGCAAUUAUAUAUUUAUUUUGUAUCGCAGCUUUGCUUUUCUUUUAAUUUGAUAAAAACAAAAGUUAUUAUAGUUCAUAAAGUUUAAAAAAGCGACUAAAGACAAUAUGGUUUUUUAAAGCUGGUGCAAGUGUCGAAAGAGAAAUUAAUUAUGAUUCACAAUUGAUAAUGAAUGAUUAAUUAUAUUAUUAUGAUCAAGUAUGAGACAUGAAAUUGAAAUUUUAAAUUUUAAUUACUUAUUCUUUGAUUGUAAUUUAAGAUGUACAAUACUUUCAUAACUAUUCAAAUAUAUUAUGUAUAUUUCAAAUUCAAUAAUGGAAAUGUAUUUUGAUUUAUCAUUCUGUCAGUUUCUAAUAUCAGUAUCAAAAAAUUAAAAAUUAAAACUAGAUACUAAAUAAUAAAAACAAAUAUUUAACAACACAUACAGUCAAAAAUAAUUUUUUUUAAAUUCUAAAUUUGAAAAUAUCACUAACCAAUAAUUAGUUAGCAAAUUAUUUACUUUGGAACACCAAGUUGUAGGUAUGUCAACAAAUGGUUGGAAGUCUCAUCUAUAGAUUCAAAACUUUUUAAGCAAAAUUUUACUCCAAAUGAGUUUUAGAACACAAGUACCUUAACAUUAACCAACAAACACAUCUUUACUGUUAUUUAAAUAAUUUUAUAAAAUAAUGCCUUCAAUUUUAAACAGAAAUAACUCUAGUUUCUCCUUGAUGAUUGCUAUGUUUCACUAGUUUCCCAAACAUAAUUUUGAUUUCACACUGUAUUUAAUUUUUCCAAUUUCAACAGUCAGCUGAUUCUCAACAAAAAAAUGUAAAUCCAACAGUUCUUACAUUACUAAGUAAAAUACAACAGCCUAUUGCAAAUCAAAGGGAACCUAUAAAUAAAAAUGAUGCAAUAAUCACAAAUAAACCCCGUACAGUUACUACAGUUCAACAGAGUAAUAAAAUAGUAAGUUUUAGGAACCUACAAUAAAUUUAUUUUAAAUAAAUUAAUACUGUUUUUUUUAUUUAUAUAUAUAUAGGGAAAUAGUAAUCAACAAGUUCAAAAUUUAUCUCCUAGUGUUCAAGAAAAAGAAACCAUAGAGAAAGAAGAAGAAGAAGAAGAGGAGGAGGAGGAGGAGGAGGAGGAGGAGGAGGAGGAGGAGGGAGAAAAAGAAGAAAAUAAUGAUGAAGAAAUAGAGACAGAAGUAAAAAAAGAAGAAAAAAUAAAAGGAAAUAAAGAAAAAGAAGCAGUAGAGAAGGAAAAAGUAAAAGAAGUAAAGGGAAAACAAGAAAAAGAAGAGGAAGAAGAGGAAGAGGAAGAAGAGGAAGAAGAAGAAGAAGAAGAAGAAGAAAAUGAAGAAGCUGAGAAAAAAGAAAAAGAACAUAAUCAAAGUGCCCCAAUAAAGAUUACAACACUAAGCAAUAAAAUUAACCAAGUCCAAGUCAAUAAAUCUGUACCUAGUGGUAAAUAUUUUAAGGUGUCACAAGAAUUUGAUGAUGAAGAAAACUUAACAGAAAACGGUACCAGUGAAUCUGAGAACUCCUCUAAUAGUUUUGAAAAAGGUCUUAUUGAUAAUAAGAAUGAUAACAUUAACAGUGAUGGUGGAGUUCACGAUACGGCAAAUGUUCUAAAUGGGUAUAAAAUUAUAAAGAAUUUAAUAAUUAUGCUACAUGACUUUGCAAGCCCAAUAUACGAAUGGAUCUUGACAAAAAUAAAUUUGCAAAUUGAAAACUUAAAGAAGUUAAAUCCAUCAGAUAAAAUAUUAUCAGAUUAAUUUGUUUGGAAAAUUAUACAUUCAUUAAUAAAAAAAUUAACAAUAAUAAUCAAAGGUAAUUAAUUCAAAAGUGUAUAAAUGAAUAUAAAAUGUAUUAUAAUCAACACAAAUAUAUUAAAAUAAUUAUUAUAUCUAAUAAAUUAUCAAGACAAUAAAAUAAAAUGUAUAUUAUUUUAGUGAUUUGAUUUACUGUGUUUAACAAAUAAUGUUUAAUUUUUAUUCUUUAAAUUGUUCUAAUAUUCUAUCAGCUUCUCGCCAACCAGUUUCAAUGGCUCCGUGGACAGUAGAAAAGUAACAACUAUGAGUAGCUUCACCACCAAACAGCAAAGACUAAAUAAAUAAAUAAUAUACAUGAAAAAUUAUUCUUUAACAAUAAUUCAAUGUAGACAUUUUUAUUGAUAACACACAUUUUGUCCACUUGAGUUUGUUAAAGGUUUCGCUAAUUGACUAUUAGCUCUUCCUUCUUUAUCUGUGUUCAUAGAAUGAAAAGAAUACGAACCAUAGAAGUGACUAUUUGUACCCCAUUGUGAUCUAAAAUAUUAAAACACA
Molecule: messenger RNA, 2626 nt
Organism: Cinara cedri
Lineage: Eukaryota; Metazoa; Arthropoda; Insecta; Hemiptera; Aphididae
Source: the annotation of a GenBank genome assembly